GCUUAAAUCUGCACCAAAUGUUUUCAGAAAAGGGGAGACUUUAGAAAGCACAUGAUGAACAUUCUAAAACCACACACUAGAGGAAACGGCAUAGUUAAUGGCUCAGAUGCUAGUCAUGAUGUAGAUUUUGGACAACUAGAUAAUUUUAAAGGAAUGGCGGGGGGUAACCAGCAGUCUUCUUUGGUUGAGUGGUUGAAUGGUGUGCUUCCUCAUUUAAGUUUGCCCCUGGAUGCUUCAGAGGAGGAACUAAGAGCUUGCUUGCUGGAUGGCACUGUUUUCUGUAGCAUAUUGAACAAGCUGAAGCCUGAUUCUAUUGACAUGGGUGGUGCUGCAGAACCUGGUCCAGCUAACAUCAAGAGAUUUUUGAGAGCAAUGGAUGAAAUGGGGUUGCCCAGAUUUGAACUGUUGGACCUAGAGCAGGGUUAUAUGGUCCCAGUUUUACAAUGCCUUAGAGUCCUUCAAGCAUCAUUCAAUUGUAAUGGUGCUGAUAGCAACCAAAAUCCUUCAAGAAGGAGAUGGAAUCUUUCUGGGAUAGUUGAAGACAUCCAGUUGAAGCAAGGAUGUCAAAUCGAUAUUUCUGAUGCUGUGAUUUUAGAAUUAACCAAAUCAAACAGUUUAGAAAAUGCCUCAACUCAAUCACUGUGUAGUGUGGCAAACAAGAUUAUGGAUGAUAGUAUUGAAAGAAAGAAUGGGGACAUCCCUCAUCGUAUGGCAUGUCUUUUGAGAAAGAUUGUGCAAGUGAUAGAGUGGAGGAUUUCAACUCGUGCAGAGAACUUAAAAAAUCAAAAUAACCUUUAUAAGGAUCGUGAGGAGAAGUAUCAAUCAAGGAUGAAAGCACUUGAAACCCUUGCAAAGGGAACCAUGGAGGAAAACAAGGCUGUUAUGAAUCAGCUAGAACAGAUAAAGAUUGAGAAAACCAAAUUACAAGAGAAGGAAAAACUUGAAGAGCAAGAUGUGCUUAAACUAAAGAAAGAGAAGGCUCAGAGCGAUAUUGAGAUUUCUAAACUAAGGGAGGAACUAAAGGCAACCAAAAAGACACAUGAGGGACGUUGUUUGCAACUGGAAACACAGGCUGAGGAAACUAGGGUUCAGUUGGAGAGGAAGUUGAAAGAACUUGAGUCCCUUUUAAUGAAUUCACAGAAGAAGGUGAAAGAGCUUGAAUCAUUUUCUGAAUCUAAGUACAAGAGAUGGAAAAAUAGAGAGCGCAUUUAUAGGAGCUUCAUUGACCAACAAUUUGGAGCUUUAAAGGAAUUAAGGGAGGCUUCUGAAUCCAUCAAACAUGAUGUCCUCAAAACAAAAAGGAGAUACAUUGAGGAAUUUAGUUUCUUAGGGGUAAAGCUUAAAGGACUAGUAGAUGCUGCAGAAAAUUAUCACACUGUUCUUGCAGAAAAUCGGAAAUUGUACAAUGAGGUUCAGGACUUGAAAGGAAAUAUUAGAGUUUAUUGUCGGAUAAGGCCAUUCCUUCCGGGACAAAGUAAGAAGCAAACAACUAUGGAAUUUGUUGGUGAUAAUGGUGAAUUGGUUGUUGCAAAUCCCUCAAAACAAGGAAAGGACACUCAUAGACUCUUCAAGUUCAACAAGGUGUUUGGUCCAACAGCUAGCCAAGAGGAGGUAUUCUUAGACACUCAACCCUUAAUUCGAUCUGUCCUUGAUGGAUACAAUGUUUGCAUAUUUGCUUAUGGGCAAACUGGCUCUGGAAAAACUUACACAAUGAGUGGGCCUAAUUUAUCUUCAGAAGAAGACUGGGGGGUCAAUUGUAGAGCACUGAAUGAUCUUUUCCAAAUCUCUCAAAGGAGGAAAAACUCCAUCUUAUAUGAAGUUGGUGUUCAAAUGGUUGAGAUAUAUAACGAACAAGUUCGUGAUUUGCUUACUGGCGAUGCUGUCCCUGAGGCAAGCAUGCAUUCCGUAAGAUCAACUGCUGAUGUUCUGGAAUUGAUGAAUAUUGGAUUAAUGAAUAGAGCUGUAGGUGCUACGGCCCUCAAUGAGAGAAGCAGCAGAUCCCAUAGUGUUCUCACCGUUCAUGUUCGUGGCACAGACUUAAAGACUAAUUCUGUUCUACGUGGUAGUUUAAAUUUGGUAGAUCUUGCUGGCAGUGAGAGGGUGGAUCGUUCUGAAGCAACUGGGGAUAGGCUUAGGGAGGCACAACACAUAAAUAAGUCUCUGUCAGCACUUGGAGAUGUAAUCUUCGCUCUGGCGCAAAAGAGUACACAUGUGCCUUAUAGAAAUAGCAAGCUGACUCAAGUCCUCCAAAGUUCUUUGGGUGGUCAAGCAAAAACGCUGAUGUUUGUGCAACUAAAUCCUGAUGUGGAUUCAUAUUCAGAAACCAUAAGUACCUUGAAGUUUGCUGAGAGAGUUUCUGGUGUAGAGUUAGGUGCUGCAAAGAGUAACAAAGAAGGCAGAGAUAUUAGAGAACUCAUGGAACAGGUCUCUUCCCUCAAGGAAUCCAUCAUAAAGAAAGAUGAGGAGAUUGAGCAUCUGCAGAUGCUUAGUAAGGGUAAUGACAAUGGUAUUAAGUAUGGUAGGAGCUCGGUUAGGUAUGGCUCUUCCUCUCCAAGGAAUCAUACGUCUGGGACUCCUCGACAAAGCAGAAUCCAAUCCACAGGGAAAGGGUCUGGACAUUUUGAGAAAGCAGCCUCAGAUAUGGACAAUUGCUCAGCCUACAGUGAUAAGCAUUCUGAAGCUGGUUCUCCACAUUCAGUGGAUUACUCUAGGCCUCAGAAAGAGUUCUCACCUCAGUCAAACACUGCAGGAAAGGAUUUGGGUCAGAACUCUUUGGAAGACAUUGAGCUUUUGGGCUUUGGGGAUGCUGAUGAUGAUGAGAGAUUAAGUGAUAUAUCUGAUAGUGUUCUAUCAAUGGGUACAGAAACUGAUGGUUCAAUAUGCAGUGCUGUGGAGUUCACUCUUUUCCCUGAAGUGCCAAAAGUGGAUGACAGAGUGGAUAAAGUUGAGAAAGCAGAAAAAAUAGAGAAGGUUGAGAAAGCUAUGAAUAUUGGGAAAUCUAGUGUGGCAUCUAAAAUUCCAAAAUUGCCUCAAAAAUUGUUGCAAACAAAAUCUACGCAACCAUCAUUGGCUAGGAGCUCCACUUCAAAGGUUUCAUCAAGUUCCAGGAAAAUAUCUGCCGGCGGUUCUUCAACUAAACCAUCCAAACGAUGGCAGUGAACUGAAAUUUUUUUUGUUGGAUAGAAGUCUAGAAAAAAGUCACUCAGGUUUAGUUUGUAAUUAUAGAUUUAAUAUGCUUCUCACUCCACGAUUAUUCCUUUGGUUUCGGUCUGAAGAUGUGGAGGGCUAACAGUAAACUGUAAUGUUCACUUGUAAUUAUAUUCAAGGAUCAUCUUAUUUUAGCCAUUUCACUCCUGGACCUGGUGUUAAA
This is a messenger RNA of Rubroshorea leprosula, 3370 nucleotides long. Lineage: Eukaryota; Viridiplantae; Streptophyta; Magnoliopsida; Malvales; Dipterocarpaceae. The record is from the annotation of a GenBank genome assembly.